Molecule: messenger RNA, 1280 nt
Organism: Gymnogyps californianus (California condor)
Lineage: Eukaryota; Metazoa; Chordata; Aves; Accipitriformes; Cathartidae
Gene: FGF1
Product: fibroblast growth factor 1
Exons: 4
Coding region: 49-516 (155 amino acids)
Biological process (GO): fibroblast growth factor receptor signaling pathway; animal organ morphogenesis; cell differentiation
Cellular component (GO): cytoplasm
Molecular function (GO): growth factor activity; fibroblast growth factor receptor binding
Source: RefSeq, a predicted model, not a curated record
GCUGCCUUGCUCUGGAGCCGCCCCCCGGCCGCCGGGAGAGGCUGAGAGAUGGCCGAAGGGGAAAUCACGACCUUCACCGCCCUGACCGAAAAGUUCAACCUUCCCCUGGGGAACUACAAGAAACCCAAACUCCUGUACUGCAGCAACGGGGGCCACUUCCUACGGAUCCUCCCAGACGGCAAAGUGGAUGGGACCAGGGACCGCAGCGACCAGCACAUUCAACUCCAGCUAAGUGCGGAAAGCGUGGGAGAGGUGUAUAUAAAGAGCACCCAGUCUGGGCAGUACCUGGCGAUGGACACCAACGGGCUGCUCUACGGCUCGCAGUUACUGGGUGAGGAGUGCCUGUUCCUAGAAAGGAUCGAAGAAAACCAUUACAACACAUAUGUCUCCAAAAAGCACGCGGAUAAGAACUGGUUUGUAGGUCUGAAGAAGAACGGGAACAGCAAGCUGGGGCCGCGGACUCACUAUGGCCAGAAGGCAAUCCUCUUCCUCCCGCUGCCCGUCUCGGCUGACUAAAACCCGUCCCAGAAGCUCAGAGACGACCCCGAACCCCAAAACCCAACUGCCGCCUCCUCCUUUUCCCUCGCUCUCUCUCUUUUUGGCUAGUAUGACAGAGCCAAACGUUAGAGCUCCAAGCUCUAGGUAAAGGCUUUACCAAAAAUAGACAAACCACAGCUCCUCCGCUCUGCAUGAAGCUUUGCGGAGUUGAGGGGAAAAGCCCCGACACCCCUCCCAGGUCCACCGGCACCCCCGCUCCCCCUGCCCUCUGCCGUCUGUCGCUGCAUGCUGUGACCACGCUGCAGCUCCCCGGACAUGCACAAACUUGCCCUGGGCAGGCACCCAGAAACGUGGCUAAGGGCACCCCAAGGACACCCCGGUUGCCAGAGAAACGCACGCUUUUACUCUCCCCAGUUAUUCUAAGGCAAAACCUCCCUGGAUACUCUGUAUUAACAUAUUUACCCAUCUAAGUAUGUAGCUUCCAAUAUGCCCUUCAGGCAAUUUGAGAUUGCACCAUCAGUCGUGUUAUCGAGUGCCAGCCUGGUUAAAUGCUUGCCGAUAUCCUCGGGGUAUUAAGCUAAACUAGCAUCAGCCAAAAGCUCCAAGCCCUAGACAUCCUAGCCUCCCUUACAACGUGAAUAUUGCUGUAUUUCAUGCUAGUACCUGCCAUAUGUUAUUUGUAUUUAUUUAUUAAGUAAAUAUGUCUCUUCUACAAUCUGUUCAUAAGUAAUUCUAGGCACCGAAGCCCCUUCACGUUGUCCCAGUGAGGAGGGGGCAGAGUG